This is a messenger RNA of Pistacia vera, 1320 nucleotides long. RefSeq names its product phosphatidylinositol glycan anchor biosynthesis class U protein-like. Lineage: Eukaryota; Viridiplantae; Streptophyta; Magnoliopsida; Sapindales; Anacardiaceae. The record is from RefSeq and is a predicted model, not a curated record. Gene Ontology annotation, biological process: attachment of GPI anchor to protein; protein localization to cell surface. Gene Ontology annotation, cellular component: GPI-anchor transamidase complex; membrane.
AUGGAGAUGAAGAUAGAAGAGAAGCGCAACAAAAUCUACAAAAUGUCGUCGUUUUUAGUUUGGGUCAUAGCUUCAGUGAUUUUCAGGCUAAUUAUUUACUUCCCGAAAAAUUUCAACUUAUCUUCUUGUCCCGAAGUCUCCACUCCUAUCUCCAGCAUACGUCGUUUGGCGGAGGGAUACUGGCUAAAGCAAUCGUCAACGUCUCCAUAUGCAGGUUCAAUGUAUCAUGGUUCUCCUCUGUUACUUUCUCUGCUUGGGCCGCUCACUGUUAAGAGAAUUGAAGGGCAACCCCAUCAUCUUCUAUGCAGUUUCCUUUUUGUGCUUGCAGAUGUCAUGAGUGCAAUGCUUCUUCGUGCUGCCAGUCAGAAUCUUCAGGCAGCAUAUACUCAAAGAUGGAAAUCCCUAGAACUUCAUGAACUGUCAAAAAAUUCAGAGAUUAUUUCUUCUGGAGAUAUUGCCGCUCUUGUAUACUUGUGGAAUCCUUUCACAAUAGUAGCUUGUGUACGUUUGUCCACAUCACCAGUUGAAAACCUGGCCAUCAUAUCAUCUUUCUAUGGAGCAUGUACAGGACUGCCUCCCUUGGCUGCUUUUGGGUGGGUUAUGGCUACUCAUCUAUCUCUUUAUCCUGCAAUUUUAAUUAUUCCGUUGAUUUUUUUACUAGGAUAUGGUCCAGAUGCUCCUCCGAGGAAACUGUUCCUUCAAAGUAGAUGCAGCAAAGGUGGAGAUAAUCCCUUAAGUAGUACAUCUUGUCAACAGGAGGAACUGAAUCAAUCAAUGACCUUCUCGUGGAAACCAGUCAUUCAUUUUUUGUUGUGGAUUUCUGUCUGGUCUGUCUAUGUGCUUAUUCUAUGUGGCAUAUCGGUUCAAAAUAAUGGUGGUCUGUUGGAGAUGUUUAAAAGUACAUACGGGUUCAUCCUCACUGUGGAAGAUUUGUCUUCAAACAUGGGUGUUUUGUGGUACUUCUUUGCUGAAGUUUUUGAAUUUUUCAGAAAUUUCUUUUUGAUAGUGUUCCAUGUGAAUAUUCUAUUCAUGGUAUUGCCAUUGGCCAUACGGCUGAACCACCGACCUUGCUUCUUGGCUUUUGUGUACAUUGCUGUCUCAUCAAUGCUUAAAUCUUACCCUUCAGUUGGCGAUUCAGCUUUAUAUUUGGGUUUGCUAGGUUGGUUUGUUUUUGAAUUGGCAGAUUCUGUAUUCUUCCUCUUUUGCGGAUAUGUCGGAGUUCCCCUUCUCAGCCCUAUGAUGCACAAUCUAUGGAUAUGGAGGGAACAUGGAGCUGUUAAGGAUGACAAUCUUGUUUUUGUCAAAUUGGGACUAUCUUGA